AUGGUGCACGAGUUCUGGAGGCAUGUCUGGAUGAACUUGCACCCAAUCAACUCAAAUUUCCAAGUCCACUUAGCCAUGACUAUCAUUACUUCUUCCAUAACCCUGGCGGUCUGCGUAACAAUGGUCUACGCCAAACCUGUCGAAAAACCCUUUGGCACCUCCUCCUCCUUUCCCUCCGAGCCAGGUCUCCUGUAUCGCCAAGAUAGUGCGUUACAUCUCGCCAAUCACUCUUCAACCAGUGACCAGCAGUCAGUCCAGAUUGCAGGAAUAGACUGGGACACAAGUAAUACCCUCGACGACAGUUCAUGGCAGAGAUUCAAGGGUAAAGGAAACAUGUUCUAUUGCCUUAUGGACAUGUCUGAUUCUGUGGCUGGAGUUCAAUGGCCAGACCCGUUCAAAAGAGUGCCUCCCUCAGCAAGCAGUCCCUGGAAAGGAACUUUAGAAGAUGAACUGGCAACUUGGGGUUGGUUCGAAGGCGAAUACAACCAGGAUGUAAGCGCCAACUUCGGCGACAAAAUUCCCGAUGUUAAGAACAUGAUCGAAGUCGCACUCACAGCUUUGGGUCUAAGUACCACUCCCAUGAAAGACGGCGGUAAAAACAUCGGUAUCUCCAUCGAGCAUAACGAUGAUCAACUGAAGUACGAGGAUGGGGAAGAAGUUCCCAUCGAUGAGCAAAAUUACGAAGUCGACGGGAAAACAUACCCGAAUACUGGUGCUUGGUUCCGAUUUACUUUAAAUCCGGAACAAGGUGUGAUAUUCGGCCAAGAUUUUCUCGGUCCCAAAGCCGCAGCAAAAGAGAAUCUAGACUGGGACGUCAAGAAAGAAGAGCUCCCCAAGCUAAGUAUAGCAUCCGAUAUCCUAGCUGCAUAUUGGUUACGCAGCCCAACUCCUAAAAACCUCAAAUAUUGGUUCGGCCAAGAUGUCACGAAUGAGGAUACAGUGCCAAUCAUUAUCAAAAUCCUUUUAAAUCAUGGAUAUACUGAAGGCGUUCCAACUUGGCCGGGAUUACAAUUGAAUAUGCCGAGUGAAGAGGCGUUAGUACUUCUGGGCUCGCCCAUCGGUUCAACCGUAGCCUUCUUCCUUAUUCAGCACAAGGAAGAACUUGGAUUGAAACAUGUCUCUUCCAUCACCAUCUUCCGUGAUCUCAAGACCGAACCUGAUCAUAAUGCGGAAGUGCAACUUCUGUUUCAUAUCGACGACGUACCUCAAGAUGACGUAUUGCCCGAAGAUACGGAGAUGCUGGAUGAGGGUACAAAAGGAAAAUAUACGCGACGCGGUAUCAGGAGGAAAGAUAGCAUGGUAGAUCUGGAUUUGGGACGAAAUAUUAGCAGGACGCAUGAGAUGAGCUUGGGCGAGCGCGGCGAGACGGUGCUGUACAGUCAUGAGUUCAAACGGGAAUUACGAUCUGCUCGGCUUGGGGAUUUCUUGUCGUUUGUUCUGAUCAGAACCCAAGUGGAUAGCUGGAAAUUGUUGCAUAUACAAGAAGAUGACCGGAAAUAA
Messenger RNA from Alternaria postmessia, 1500 nucleotides. RefSeq lists its product as uncharacterized. The coding region runs from base 1 to 1500 and encodes 499 amino acids. NCBI's taxonomy places the organism in Eukaryota, Fungi, Ascomycota, Dothideomycetes, Pleosporales, Pleosporaceae. The transcript has 6 exons. The record is from RefSeq and is a predicted model, not a curated record.